This is a messenger RNA of Myotis brandtii (Brandt's bat), 2429 nucleotides long. RefSeq names its product EMI domain containing 1 (gene EMID1). The transcript is spliced from 15 exons. Gene Ontology annotation, molecular function: protein binding. The record is from RefSeq and is a predicted model, not a curated record. Bases 411 to 1883 code for a protein of 490 amino acids. NCBI's taxonomy places the organism in Eukaryota, Metazoa, Chordata, Mammalia, Chiroptera, Vespertilionidae.
GCCUCGAGAGGAGGAGAGGCACCUCAGUCCAGGCCCUCAGAUCCCACAUCCCGGGUCCCUUUGACCCAGCAGAGGUCGUCAGCUGGCAGGUUUGGGAAAGGUUGGUGGGUCAUGGUGAGGCGCGAGAGGUCCCGGCCCUGGCUCUCCCCCCCACUCCCUGUGCGACCUGAGGCAGGUCCCGGUCUCUCGCUUUCCUCCGCAGCUUCCUCACUGUUCCCCUCUCUGCUCCCCUCGUCCCCUGCUCCCAGGCCGGCUGUCAGGAUGAACAAAGGACCCGCCGGGGCCCCGACAUAGUGGUUCCUGCGAUCACCAGCCUUAGGUGGGGGAAGGGACCCCUGGCUGGAGGAAUCCGCAGGCCUCCCUGCCAGGACUUCCCCUUGUGGCCCCAGCCCAGCAUCGUUGGAGACAGCAUGGGGAUGUCUCGCCCCAUCAGCCCUCCCUCCACCCCCAGCCCGGCGCCCCAGGCACCCCUUGGCAGCCGAGGGACAAGAGGCAGAAAAGAGGCUUUGUGCCUGGGGAGGGGGAGGCCCGGGAAGGCAUCCAAGAGGCCGCCCCCAGCCCCAGGAAUGCGGAACUGGUGCUCGUACGUGGUGACCCGCACCAUCUCAUGCCACGUGCAGAACGGCACGUACCUUCAGCGAGUGCUGCAGAACUGCCCCUGGCCCAUGAGCUGCCCGGGCAACAGCUACAGAACCGUGGUGAGACCCACAUACAAGGUGAUGUACAAGACAGUGACCGCCCGGGAGUGGAGGUGCUGCCCCGGGCACUCGGGGGCCAGCUGCGAGGAAGUUGCAGGCUCCUCUGGCUUCGUGGAGCCCAGGUGGUCAGGCAACGCCAUGCGGCGGAUGAUGCUCCGGCCCACAGCCUUCUCAGGUUGUGUCAACUGCAGCAAGGUGUCAGACCUGGCAGAGCGGCUGAAGGUGCUGGAGGCCAAGGUGGCCGUGCUGACUGUCACCCAGCAGGAGGUGCCCCCAACCCCAGCUGCCCCCGAGGACCCCGCCCCUCUCUGGGGCUCCCCAGCUGCCCAGGGCAGCCCUGGAGAUGGAGACCUCCGAGGGCUGCCCGGAGCCAGAGAAACCCCGAGGGCCCCGCUGCUCCCUCGAGAUGACCGAGUUGGUGCCCGGGGACUUCCCGGGCCCAUUGGCCCCAAGGGAGACAUUGGCAGCCGGGGCCCAACAGGAAUGAGAGGCCCCCCAGGUCCACAGGGCCCCCCAGGGAGCCCUGGCCAGGACGGAGCUGUGGGCAUCCCUGGAGAAAGGGGACCUCCAGGCCCCCCAGGGCCUCCUGGGCCCCCCGGCCCCCCAGCCCCCGUUGGACCGCCCCACUCCCGGAUCUCUGAGCAUGGGGACCCAUUUCUGUCUAACACCUUCACUGAGAGCAGCAGCCACUGGCCCCAGGGACCGGCUGGGCCCCCUGGGCCCCCAGGGCCUAUUGGUCCCCCUGGACCUCCUGGUCCCAUGGGCAUCCCCGGGAGUCCUGGCCAUACAGGACCCCCAGGCCCCACUGGACCCCAAGGAAUCUCUGGCCACCCAGGAGAAAAGGGUGAGAGAGGACUGCGUGGAGAGCCAGGCCCCCAAGGCUCCAUGGGACAGCGGGGAGAACCUGGCCCCAAGGGAGACCCCGGUGAGAAGAGCCAUUGGAACCAGAGGGGUCAGGGGCAGGCCCUGCCAGCGUGGGCACCCCCAACCUCCUUCGGGGCAAGAGGGGAGGACACACCGCCAACUACCGGAUCGUGGCCCCCAGGAGCCGCAACAAGAGAGGCUGAGGGCGGUGGUGGCCCCUCGGGUGGACCAGGCCAGCUGCCUCUGGGGACCGCCCUUCCAUAUUUAUUAACGUUCUCAGGGUCCCUCUGCCACCUAGGCCUUUGGGGUAAGCAGGUCUAGGUCCUGGCACCCCAGGCAUGGCUGCCACGUAUGAGGCUCAGCAGGGACGGGGUCUGAGAGGUGGCCCAGGAGGGAGGUGGGGCCUUGCUCGGGGCCCCGAGCCUGUUUCCCUCUGUGAAAUGGGGUGAUGCAGGCCUGCAGGGAAUGGGUGGCAGGUUCAGGUUCAUGGUUUGUCUUCCCAUCAGCUGCCCAGGCAUCGGGCCUGCAGGCACUGCGGGAGCUGAAGCUCUGCCUGGCCCUCAGCACAUGCAGGGACUUGGAGGGCAGAGUCGCCUCCCUUCCUCCCCAUCAAACCCCACACCUCUUCUCUGGUUCUCUGGUUUCUGGUGCUGGGUUCCCAACCCUGAGGUCAAGCUGCCUGAGCUGACAGGAUGCUGUGGACUCCUCCACUCAGUUCUGCCCCGGAGCCCAAGCUACUCCUAUGUCCCAGGCUGCCGGGUGGGGGCAGGGACAUGGAAAGGGAGGAGCCACCUGCUCCCACAGCCUGUGACCGUCACAGGAAAUAGGUGCUACCGGCCAAUAAAGGCCCCGGCCUGUUCCCCACCA